This is a messenger RNA of Triticum aestivum (bread wheat), 3899 nucleotides long. RefSeq lists its product as uncharacterized. The transcript has 7 exons. The record is from RefSeq and is a predicted model, not a curated record. Lineage: Eukaryota; Viridiplantae; Streptophyta; Magnoliopsida; Poales; Poaceae. The coding region runs from base 288 to 2186 and encodes 632 amino acids.
CCUUCGUUUCGUUGGUUCAUCUCCGGCAUUUCAGUACUUCCACAUCGUCUCUCCUCACCCCCGCCUGCCACUGAAACUCACCCUUUUCCAGCUCAGGAAAAAAAAAACUCGCCCCUUUCCCUUCCUCUUCCUCGUCGGCCGGGGUCGGCGUCGCCUGCUGCCAUUCGCCGGAGACCCUCAUCGUCCUGGCCGCCUACAAGGCUCGCGUUGAGAUUGACAAGCUACCUUUUUUGGUCUAUUGCUUGUUCUUUGUUGUCUGGAAGUAGUAUAUCUCACUCCAUACUACUAUGAAUCUUGAUAAUAAGUGUCAGCAACAACAGCUAUCAGGCUCAAGUUCUGCAAGGCCGCGGACAUUUUGGACCAGCUGUCCAACUUGUGGCACCAAAUAUCAGUAUUACCAUUCAAUUUUGAAGAGAGCUGUCCACUGCCAGAAUUGCUCGAAGGCCUUUAUAGCACAUGCUUUAACUGAGCAACCUGUUCCUUUUGGUCCAGAUCAACAGUUUGCUGAGGUGUGGAUAAGUGCAGGAGUAUUUUCAGAAAUUAGAUUGCUUCAGAAGUUCGAACCUGGGCAGAUCUGGGCUCUCUACAGUGACAUAGAUAAGUUUCCCAAUUGCUAUGCCUUCAUAGAGAAAGUUGAUCUCGAGAAUAAUGAGGUACAUGCAAAAUGGCUUGAACUUUGUCCUGAUGGAGAGAUGGAGGAAAGAUUGGUAAUAGAUCGAACGGUUGGGUGUGGAACCUAUAGGGUUUCCACCACCCAUGGUAUUAUGAUUUACACCGACACGAAACCUUUUUCUCAUCCUGUACAUGCGAUAUUCACUGGUAGAAGGAACUCUUAUGAAAUAUAUCCUAGGAAAGGUGAAGUCUGGGCCCUUCUCAGGGGAUGGGAUAUUGGUUGGAGUCCAGAUGCUCACAACCAAAAGAACUACAAGUAUGAAGUUGUUCAGGUCCUCUCUGAUUUCACAACUGGCACUAGCAUCAUUGUGAUGCCACUUGUCAAGAUAAAAGUCUUUGUUAGCUUAUUUAUGCAGUCUGAAGUGGCUACUCCAUACCUGAUACCUCAGGAUGACACAAUAUGGUUUUCACAUUAUAUCCCCUACCGUUUGAUGGGUGCAACUGAAAGCAAAGGCAUUCAGGAAGGAGCUCUUGAACUUGAUCCUGCAGCGCUUCCCGUUAAUUUGGAACAGCCUCUCACAUGUCUCGUUUCAGAAAGCAUGUCAGUAAGAGGCUCGGAGUUUGAUGCCAAAUAUGCUGGUUCGUCUGGAGGAAAUAAAUCUCACAAGGAAUCCAAAGGGGCUGGGGAGAGACAGCAUGGUACAUGCAUGAAUGGAGGGAUCUUUGCAAAGGCACCAGUGGUAGAGAAUGGGGAGCAUUACACUCCCUCUGCUGUAGAAGGUACGGAUGUUGAUGAAGAAUCUGAUGAUGCUGGAGUAGAAGUAUUAUGUACUGAUUUUUUUAACUUCGACCAACUUCGAGAUGUAAGUCAGUUUAGACCCAACCAGAUCUGGGCUGUCUAUGAUACUCAAAGCUUUAUGCCAAGAUUUUAUGCUCGGAUUACAAAGGUACAAAUGACCCCAAAGUUUAAAGUACACUUUGUUUGGCUGGAAUUUGAUCCCACAAAUAAAGCAGAAGUGACAUGGUCACGUGGGGAACUGCCUAUUGCGUGUGGAUGUUUUAAUCAUGGAGCGUCAGACACAGCUAAAGAAACUAAUAUGUUCUCCCAGAUUAUUUCCUGUGUGAAAAGAAAAACAGGAAACUUGUAUGAGAUAUAUCCUAGGAAAGGUGAAGUUUGGGCCCUUUUCAAGGGAUGGGACAUUGGUUGGAGUUCGGAUGCUGACAAGCACACAGAUUUUGAGUAUGAAAUUGUUCAAGUUGUUUCUGAUUUCACGACAAGCACUAGCAUCAUUGUCAUGCUGCUUGUAAAAAUAGAAGGCUUUGUUAGCUUAUUUAAGCAAUCGAAAGAAGCAACUCCGUUAGUGAUACCUCAGGAUCACACGCUCAUGUUUUCACAUUGUGUCCCUCAUCAUUCAGUGAGGGGAACUGAAAGAGAAGGUAUUCCAGAAGGAGCUCUUGAACUUGAUCCUGCCGCGCUUCCCCCUAACAUGAAGAGGCUUUUGCUUCUGUUGUUCCAGAAAGCAGAUCAGUGGAAGGUCAGGACUUUGGCACCAAAUACAAUCAUUAUGCUGUAGAAGAUAGCAUUACACCGCUUGCAGACAAAUGUCUGCUGCAGGAGAUUCUAUCUGACUCGCCUGCCAUGGCAGUAAAUGAGCACCAGGAAGCUACAGUAUCAUUGGGUGCAACCACCAGAAAAAACAAUGAUAUGAAGUUUACCCACAUCACUUCUGCCAAUUGCGCUACCCUUCCUAUGAAACAUGGCUGUUCCUCUACUUCACAAAUCGUAUCCUCAAGGCGCAAAUUGUCUCAGAAUUCUUAUGUUGUUGAUUUGACUGAUAAUGCGACUAUGCAUGGACAUUUGAAGGAACAUACUUCUGCGAGACGUAAAAAGGCUAAAAUAGCAGACAAUGUUUCUUCACAGUUAAAACAUAAUGUCGAGUCAAGAGAUCUAACUGGAUACCAAGGUGAACAAUCUACACCUCCAUCAAGGAGAAGUACUAUUGAACAAGCAUGUGAAAAGAAUGAGGCUAUUCAAGAAAGAUGCGGAGGCCAGGAAUCUACUACUGUACCGGCCUUCUUGAAGCUGGCUCGAGAAAAGCUCAGUACUGCAGAGUACGGAGAGUUUGUUGGAUUUAUGAAGGCCUUAAAAUUGAAAACCAUGCACAUCAAAGACCCACUUGAGGCAAUAGCGAAACUGUUUUCUUCUCCAGGGCGACUCGCACUUCUUGAAGGGUUCGGGGUCUUUGUUUCUAAGAAUCAUCUUCCGUUAUAUGACCAGCUUGUUCGAAAAUAUACUCUGGCUAAUACAUAAUGACAUCAUCAGUUGCACUUACUUAAAGGCAUGAUUUGUCCGUACAAGUUCAGCUGUUAAGGAAGGUGGAUGGUUAAUUACAGGCAGUAUAUAGAAGAGAGGGAGCUGUGCAGAUGAUACUUAAGGAUGAGUGCCUAAAGUUCUCUCAUCAGAUUCCUUGCUUCCAUCUGACAAAUGGAAAGGGGGCUAGCUUCGAGGUUGUUUCGAGCUCGAUCCUUACUCAGUGCAUGAGAGGUUUCUCGCCACUGAUUCAAUGUGAGAUAACCCUGUUUAUGGUGAAUCUUUUGGAAGCCUCUUUUGGCGGUGGAACUACAAGUCUACAAGACGGAAGGUUCUGCAUAAGCUGAUGACACCGUAUUUCGAGCUGCCUGGAGUACUCAAUGUACCGGUGAUGUUAUUCUGCGUUCCUUUAGUCUCCUGCAGCUAGUGCCUCCUUUAGUCUCCUUUAGUCUGGUGUUUUUUUUUUCGUUUUGAGAAGCAGAGAAGGUGUAUGCUGUUGCCGAGCAGCAAACUGAAGUAAUGAGCCUGCAAAUGUUGAAUUCCCAGGGCUCUGCUUGCUUGUGCACUGCCUUCAUGGUGAUGGUAGAAAAACUUCCUUCUCCUAAUCACCCAGAUUCUAUGGUACAAUGCUGUCCCGCCGGGCUCAGAAGGUGACAAGGCAUUCGACAGAGCAAAGUCAAUCUGGCACUAGGCAUUCACCUCAGGUGAUAUGCUCCUUUGUUUACGGGGUCCAAAACUCCUGUUGCAAAAGAGCCAUGUCAAUCUGGAACAAGGUAUUUGAGAGAUUUCACAGGGAGUCGGGGACUCAAGCAUAUCUGUAGCUAAAAUGCUUUGCAUACUAUUCCUGUGUCCUGGCAAAGUACGCUGAUGUGCACUACGCUGAUAGUGGAGUGCAGGUUGUUUGGCAACGUCAUUUUGUAUGAAAAGCGCUUUCUGCGAAGGUGAAAUGAGAUGACUAACUUGAUUUGGCCUUUUA